UCGAAAGACUUACGUAGAAAGACCAACUGGAGAGGAACCGCCGCCAAAAUCGGAGGAAGAUGAACUCGUUGGUGAAAUGUACCGUCUAAAGCAAUCCGGAGAUGCUGGAGAGGACUCCCUCGAAGCGGAUGACCGCGAAGCUGGAUUAGAAAAGCGCCAAAAUGCGAUGAAGCGCUUGGGAAUAUCUACUGGCAAUAAGACUCGACACGUUCUAUCACAGGAUACACAGAUGACGGCCAGAUUCGAGAUUAUAAUUCGGAUGAACCGCAAUAUUUAAAAGAAAUGGAAGAAAGUCUUGUUGGGAGGUUGGACAGGAUGUCUAGCUUUCGUCUUCAUUAUCCAGACGAAUCCACAAAAGUACAACUUCGCACCACGCCGAAGUCCGGCUUAGAAAGAGUUCGAAAGGGAAACCCCGUUGAAGCGGAUAACCGCGAAGCUAGUAGCUUACAGGAAGCAGCUGAGGACGACAAAGAUUACGAUAAUUUGGACAGUUUUAAUGAAAAAGCGUUGCAACUAGAGAGUUCUAGUAGCUCUCCUGAAGCAAGUGGGCCAAAUAAAAGCAAAGGCGAUAGCACCAAAGCGGGAAUCCGCGGACGGGAAAAGGAUAUUGUGGAUGCCGUUAUGUGCUUUUCGGAGACGGCAAAGGAAGCCGCAGACAUGCAGUGGAAGCAAUGGUGUGCCGAACAAAAAGAAAUUGCCUUGGAUAGGGAAGCAAAAAGAGAAAUAGAAAAGCAAAAGCUUGAGCUGGAAAGAGACCGUUUAGAAAAAGAAAUUGAACAGCGGAAUAAGGACCGCGAAGCUGAUUUGCAGAAACAUUUGGCAACAGUUAAGGCUUUGGAAAAUGUCAUGGAUCGUUGUUUGAGCAGAAAUAACGAAAAAACUUAA
This is a messenger RNA of Paramacrobiotus metropolitanus, 885 nucleotides long. RefSeq lists its product as uncharacterized. Lineage: Eukaryota; Metazoa; Tardigrada; Eutardigrada; Parachela; Macrobiotidae. The transcript is spliced from 3 exons. The record is from RefSeq and is a predicted model, not a curated record. Bases 283 to 885 code for a protein of 200 amino acids.